Microdochium trichocladiopsis is the source of this 849-nucleotide messenger RNA. RefSeq lists its product as uncharacterized. The record is from RefSeq and is a predicted model, not a curated record. The coding region runs from base 1 to 849 and encodes 282 amino acids. Gene Ontology annotation, cellular component: endoplasmic reticulum; membrane. Lineage: Eukaryota; Fungi; Ascomycota; Sordariomycetes; Xylariales; Microdochiaceae. Gene Ontology annotation, biological process: membrane organization; endoplasmic reticulum tubular network organization. The transcript has 4 exons.
AUGGCGCCUCCCCCGUCACCGAAUCUGCCUCUGCAGGAGCGCGUCCUCCAGCUCGUCAAGACCCUCCAGUUUGCCUGGUUCUCAGGACAUCUUGUGCUGCUGCUCUGCAUUGCUCGAUACUCGCUUUCGUAUAUCACCUUCAACUACUACAGCCGCAUGGCCCGCUUCUCAUACCGCCUGGCCUUCAUUUCUGCCGCUCUCACAUACGGCAUAGUCGUGUACAAGACCUUCCGCGCCCGCCAGAAGGUCGGCGCCAAGUACCCCGGAAGUAUCAUGGGCUUGGCUUCGGACGAGAAUGUCCAGUAUCUUGCCAUGGCCCUUGUUUGGCUGUUUACUCCCCAAUAUCCGCUCGCCAUGCUGCCUUACGGCAUCUACUCGGUGUUCCACGUUGCGACCUACACACGCGCCAACGUCCUGCCUACGCUCCAGCCCGCUAAGACUCCUGCUGGUGCCAAUGGCGCAAAGACGGAGAACGCCGCGGCGAAUGUUAUUGGCAACUUUGUGAAGACCUACUACGAUUCGUCAAUGACUAUUGUUUCCGGUCUGGAGAUCCUGCUCUGGAUCCGCCUCCUGCUGGCUGCCAUUUUCUUCCAGCGCCGCUCGUGGAUUCUGCUCGGCCUCUACACUGCGUUCCUCCGCGCUCGUGUCGCUCAGAGCACGCACACUCAGAACUCGUUCAGCUUGCUCGAGACCCGCGUCGACUCGCUCGCUGCGAACCAGUCAACCCCUCCUGCGGCUCGUCAGGUUUGGGAUGGUGUCAAGACCGGAGCCCGCCAGUUCCACGCGGCAACCGAUUUGUCCAAGUACGCUGGUGGCGCCGCUGCCGCUCCCCCCAAGAAGACUUCUUGA